Molecule: messenger RNA, 1836 nt
Organism: Serpula lacrymans var. lacrymans S7.9
Lineage: Eukaryota; Fungi; Basidiomycota; Agaricomycetes; Boletales; Serpulaceae
Exons: 4
Coding region: 1-1836 (611 amino acids)
Cellular component (GO): RNA N6-methyladenosine methyltransferase complex; nucleus
Molecular function (GO): mRNA binding; methyltransferase activity
Source: RefSeq, a predicted model, not a curated record
AUGGCAUCGACAACAGCAACCACCACUGAGGUCCUGAUCUCUGCGCAUGGAGCGCUUACUGCCCACGCAGACCUUGUAUCGCGAGUGCGUCAGUCUCAAAGAAAUCAUCGUCGUCAGAUACGAACGCUACCAUCACCUCCACACGAGUUAUUGAAGUUGCCAAUGAUCCCAUCUCCACCACCCUCUCCGUCUCCGUCACCGCCGUCCUCGCCAUCUUUGUCACCAAAUCUUGGUAGCAGGACGAACGGUCAACGUACUGAUCUUCCUCCUGCCAAACGGGCUCGCGUUGCUCAGUAUCGAAAUUACAUCCCCGAAGAAGAGACCAUACGUAACGACUAUUCACAGCGUUACGUCGAUGGUGGGGAAUGGCCGCAGAACUGGGUGUUGGGCGCUGAACCAGAGCGCAGGUUUGAAGAGUACCCAAAACAACAACGUCUUUUGAAUCUAAAGAAAGAUUCUGUGAAUACUCAUGCUCUACUAUCUUCAUAUCUCCCCUUUCAACAAUUGAACACGUUGCACCCAAAUAAAUUUGAUGUCAUCCUUCUGGAUCCACCCUUUUCGUCAUCAUUCAGCUGGGAUGAGUUACAAGAACUUCCUAUACCCUCUCUUGCCGCAGACCCCUCCUUCGUAUUCAUGUGGGUAGGUAGUGGUGCUGGGGAGGGACUAGAAAGAGGCAGGGAAGUACUCGCAAAGUGGGGCUACAGAAGAUGUGAAGAUGUUGUUUGGGUGAAAACUAACAGGAGUAAUAAUCGAGGACCAGGUACGGAUCCGCCGACUACGUCUCUGCUCACACGAACAAAGCAGCAUUGUUUAAUGGGUAUAAGAGGAACAGUGCGUCGCUCAACGGAUAGUUGGUUUGUUCACUGUAAUGUUGACACCGAUGUAAUUAUCUGGGAGGGCGAUCCUGAAGAUCCCACUCGUAAACCUCCGGAGAUGUAUACGCUCAUUGAAAAUUUCUGCCUUGGCAUGCGUCGCCUGGAACUUUUUGGGCGUGCGCGUUCUUCCCUCAGGCGUGGAUGGGUUACAAUUCUCGCUGAUGGAGAAGAGAGGCGAUUAUCUGGCGGAUUUUCCCGCUUAGCUGAUGAAGAAGGCGUUGGGAUACCUGACGGAGCCAGACCUUGGGACAAAGAGGCAUGGGAGGAGGGGAACAAAGAGCUCGCUGUGUCGGGAGGAGGAAAAUGCGUGGUGCCGAACACGCAGGAAAUAGAGGCACUCAGACCCAAGUCACCAGUGCGUAGCGGGAACCUUGGUCCCAGCGGAGGAGGGUCAAGUGGUCCCGGAAUGAAUAUGGGGGGUGGUGUAAGCGGAGGUGUGGGUGUGGGUAUAAGCAGUCCGAUGAGCGGCGGUGUCAGUAUGGGGAUCCGACCAGGCGGACAAGGGAUGGGUAUGCGCCCUGGUGGAAUGAACCAAAAUCAAAUGAUGAUGCAGCCGAUGAUGGGAAUGGGUAUGAAUGCAAUGGGCGGGAUGAACAAUCUUGGGGUUGGAGUGGAGAAUAUGAAUGGGAUGGUAGGUUGGCCUGUUAAUGCACUCGGGCUCAACAUGACUAUGGGUGCAAUGGGUAUGGGGAAUAUGGGUGCAGGAAAUCUGAAUAUGAUGGGAAUGGGAAUGGAUGGGAUGACCGGAGGCACUUUUCAUAUGCCUAAUCACAUGCAAAGGGGAGGAAUAGGGUGGGUGGGGAGUGAAGGUCAGGAGGGUGGAAUGUGGGAGGGAAAUCUAGGAGAUGGAAUGAUGAUGAUGAAUGGAAUGGGUAUGGGUAUGAGUAGUAUGGGAGGAAUGCCCAUGGCAAAUAUGGGUAUGGGUCAGUGGAACCAAGGGAGUUUUGAAGGCUUUCAAUAA